This is a messenger RNA of Cottoperca gobio, 3494 nucleotides long. RefSeq names its product MIF4G domain containing b (gene mif4gdb). The transcript is spliced from 7 exons. Lineage: Eukaryota; Metazoa; Chordata; Actinopteri; Perciformes; Bovichtidae. Bases 1005 to 1670 code for a protein of 221 amino acids. Gene Ontology annotation, biological process: regulation of translational initiation. Gene Ontology annotation, cellular component: cytosol. Gene Ontology annotation, molecular function: protein binding; RNA binding; translation activator activity. The record is from RefSeq and is a predicted model, not a curated record.
CGUUACGGUCGAUAGAGACGUAAAUCGCCCACGUUUCUUCCGUGGUUUUGUUAUUUUUGGUAGGGUGGUGAAAUGCACAGAUGCAAUUUUCAUCUUGGGAAUCAUACAGCCAACAAUAACUGCCAGAAGCGACCUACUCAUUGAUUUUAAGAAUAGUUGCUAAGACUUCACAAAGGUGGUGUAGAUGUACGGUUUUGCUGGGUGCCAGCACGUGAGGGGGUUACAAGGUGCAUUGCAAAAGGAAAUAGCAUUACCAGUUCCACUUGGAAAAGUGGAAAGAAAAGCAUUGAUUAACAAGAAAGGAAUGGAAAUAUGGUAGAAAAAGUGGAAGGAAUACCAGAAAGGAAGGGGGUACCACAAAAUACAACAGUCCGUCCUAACAAAGAACUAUAAAGAAAGAAACAGAAGGGAGGAAAUCAUCAUAACUAGACUCAGAUUGGAUUACACAGGAUUAAAUGGCACUAUGUAUGUACUGGGGAAAAGGAACAGUGAAAAGUGUGAGAACUGUGGAGUUAAAGUGAAUGUGGAACAUGUCGUAUUACCUUGCACCAUGCAUGGAAUAGAAAGAGAAAAGCUAAAUGGAGGGAGAGGGGGUAAGAGCUACCAGGAAGGCACUAUUUACUUUCUUAAGUGACGCAAAGUUGGUGAGAAGAAUUUAAAAAAGGUUAAAUCAUGGAUUUCACAUCCAUGGGUAAAAUGGUCAAACGACAUGAUGCUACAUACUCUUGUACAGUAGGUGGCGGUAUGCACCUUAAAGUUGUUUGAGAACUGUCAAUAAACCGAGAGAACAAGAAGAAGAAGAAGAAGAGGCAGGGACUUAUCUUGCCGUUACACCUCAGCUUUGAAAGUCUACGUCGAGUAACGCCUGCUUACAUCUACCCAAGUGGUAUGACCAGGUUAGAUGCAAAGAAUUGUGUACAUUUUAGGGUAUUGGGUGACCUGUUGGGUGACCUGAGUGUCCAGCGUGACAGCUCUCAGGUGUAAUUUGGGUGCUACCAUCUAUAAUGGAAAACACUUCUGAUGACUACAAGAUCCAGUCAUUUGACCUGGACACACAGAUGCUGCUGAAAACAGCUUUGAAAGAUCCAAGUUCAGUGAACCUGGAGAAGGUAUCCGAUAUCCUUGUGGAUCAGUCUUUAAAGGACCAGGUGUUCAGCAAAGAGGCUGGACGCAUCUGCUACACCAUCGUGCAGGCCGAGGCCAAGCAGAACAACGGAAAUGUGUUCAGGAGGAGCUUGUUGAACCGCCUCCAGCAGGAGUUCAAGAGCCGCGAGGAGACGAGGGGCCGCUCGCUGCAGGAGUGGGUGUGCUUAGUCACGUUCAUCUGUAACGUCUUCGACUACCUUAAAGUGAACAACAUGCCGAUGGUGGCUCUGGUCCAUCCUGUGUUUGACUGCCUGAUCAGGCUGGCCCAACCAGAUGCUCUCAUGAAUGAGGAGGAGGUGGACUGCCUGGUGCUGCAGCUGCAUCGCAUCGGAGAGCAGCUGGAGAAAGUGAACGGCCCGCGGAUGGACGAGCUGUUCUUCCUGCUGCGGGACGGCUUCCUGCUCCAGGAGGGCCUUACCUCCAUGGCCCGUCUGCUGCUGCUGGAGAUCCUGGAGUUCAGGGCUGGAGGCUGGGUGCUCAGCGGCACCGCCCACAAGUACUACUACAGUGAAGUCGCUGACUAGGGUCGCUGUGAGGACAAGGGUGCUGAGCAGCUGUUUUUGCAGGUGCGUUAGCAAACGUUCAAGCACCUUGGAUACCGCUCUUUAGUCAACACUGAUUAUAAAACCAGCAGAUUCAUGAAGGACAGCGACAUCUUCCAGGAAAACUGGAAGGUUUUGGUAAGAUUCAACAAACUGUAAAAAGACGUUUUGAUUUUGCUGGAUUGUUCCCUGCGUUUGAUAAUAUUUCCGAGACAUGGUGCCGUGGAUGUGGAAUGUGCAAUAGUUCAGAGUGUUGAAUUUAAAAUAACGAGGUUUAGCCACAUUCAGGUACACUUUGUUUUCAAGUUUGAUCACAGCUGAAGCUAUUUUUUUUAUUUGAUUUUUUAUUGAUUGAGCAUUCCUGUUUUGAGAAAGUCCAACUUGUUUUUUUACCAAAUCCAAAGACUUGACAUUCCCAAUGCAAGCUGCUUUUGGUCUUUGCUUUGUUGUUGUGACCAAAUUCAAUUGAAAAAUCUAUAUUUUAAUAAUUAAGUUGAAUAUUUUAGCGUAGAAUUUACAUUUGACAAAAGGUUUGAAAUGCCGUUCAGAGGAGUUUGUCCUGUGGGAUUCCUGUUACGUUACAUGUCGUGAGGUCGUUUCCUCAGAUGAAGCGUUAAGUCUUAAAUCGGGGACCUUCCUUUCUUUUGUUGCAGCUCAACUUACAUGUAAAAGACCAAGAUAUUGGUUAGUUUAAACUGUCUCUAUAGAUAAAUCAAUCAGAUAUUCAAUACAUUUCUGGAAUCAAACGUUUCAGAUGUUAAACAACUCGUGCCAAUACAACAAGAGCAGCUUCCAAUACUUCUUGACAAAGCCGAAGCUUUUAAUUUGUAGUUGAGGUUCUGCAGGACAGUGGUGGCAGAAGUACUCGGAUCAAUCUCUGGAAGAAAAACAAAAGUAGCAAUACCACAGUGAAGUAAAAGCACUCGUAAUGCAGAAUGACCCAUUUCAAAAUCAUCCAUAUUAUACGAUUUGAUUUUAAUCAUUGAUGCAUUAAUGUGUAUAUCACUUUAAGUGUUGCAGCUGGUGAAGGCAGGGCUCCUUUUAAUUACUCUGCUGGGUAGCUCGUGAAUUUCCCCGCUGUGAUCAAUCAAGUUUUAUCCUAAUCAAACACAAUUUAUUUAUUGAUCAUAUUUUAUAUUAUUAAUCUGAAUCUGCUAAAUAACUAACUAAAGUUAUUAAAUACAUGUAUUGUAGUCAAUAUGUCCUUUAAGAUUGUACUUAUGUACUAAAUGUGCUCAGUUACCUUCCACCACUGCUGGAGGAAUAAGUUCAGUAUCAGUUAUGAGCAUAAAGUAUUUUUCCUCUGAAUUCAGCACCACCAGCGCUGGCUACACGGCAGCAUGUAGCUCAGUUUUACAUUGUAGUCUGUUGUUGCCUUUGUUGAUACUCAGUGACGGCUUUACAGUCUAACCAAAGCUGUGCCUUGGAUUCAGACGCACAAGCAAAGGUGGCACAUGUCAUUCAUGUGGUUAAAGCUGCACCUGUAAUUAUAUGUAAAUAGCUAAAAGCUUAAUUAAGAGAUCGGCAGACUACAUUUCCUGUUAAAUAAUUUAAAAGCCCAGUUAUGGUCAGGAUUUAAGACAUUUUGUAUUAUAUUUCCCACCACGUUCAGACCAAGUUGAUCAAACAAACAGUUUAAUGAUGUGAAACUUUAGUAACUAGUCCCGUAAUGACAGGACACAGAACUGACUGCAAUAUCUGCCAUAUUUUACUACGCUAUUGUAACAUUUUUACAUUAUUCCAUUUUUAUGGUUGGGUUGUACAUUUAAUGCAAAUGUAUUUGUUCUAAUAAAUCUUUUGAAGUUU